This is a messenger RNA of Acanthaster planci (crown-of-thorns starfish), 7423 nucleotides long. RefSeq lists its product as uncharacterized. The record is from RefSeq and is a predicted model, not a curated record. NCBI's taxonomy places the organism in Eukaryota, Metazoa, Echinodermata, Asteroidea, Valvatida, Acanthasteridae. Gene Ontology annotation, molecular function: protein binding.
GACCUAUGACCAGGGCGCGUCCAUGGUUGAUGACAAAAUGGCAGCGGAGGAGAGAGCCGGCGAGAAUUCCACGCCAGAAAGUGACGAAACCAUCGAAGAAGGUUAUGAUUUCAGCGAAAGUGAGAACAUAUAUGAGGUAGAGAAGAUUCUAGGUGUGACCAAGCAUGAGGGGAGGCCUCUGUACCGCGUCCGAUGGCAAGGUUAUGGCCCCGAGGAAGACACCUGGGAGCCCAGGGAGAACUUACUGACCUGCGAGGACCUGGUAGAGGAGUUCAUCGAGAAACAGAAACUACGCAAGCAGAAGAUCAGCCAGAACCUUGCCAAGAAAUACAAGAAAUCUCCUAAGAAGCGCACCCCACCCAAAGAGUCCUCUGCUACUGCCCAACCCAAACGGAGACGAUCAUCUGAGAAAGAUGCCUCGGACAACGAGACAGCCAAUGGUCAGUCCAAUAGGAAGUGCUCUUCCAGUGACAAUGAAGGACCCCCACCCCUUAAGGACCCAUUUUGGGAUAACCUAGAGAAGGGCCUGAUCACAUUUGAUGGGGACAUGUACUCCAAGGUCAAGAGCCGGCGAGCCACCUUGGAUGCUAAGAGGAGCGGCCAGUCCACAGAGAGCGCUGGCAAAGACCCAGACAAGCAGCAGCAAGAAUGGGCCAUGUCCAGAGAGAGGACCCAGAAAGUUAUCCCCAAGAAAGAGGAAGUAAAGGAUGGUGAUGCAAAGGAGGAAGCUACCCCAGACAGUGUGGGAGAUGUCAAGCCCAGCCUGGUCAAGGAUGAGCCCUUUCUGGGAGAAGGAGAGAUGCUACCGGAGGACAUGUACUCAAAGGUGAAGAGCCGGCGAGCCUACCUGGAUGCCAAGAAACUAGAGGCAGCCAAGGAGGAGAUGAAGCAAACCAAGAAGACCAAGAAGGAACACAGGCACCACCGUCACGGCCACCAUCGCCACAAGAAGUCCAAGAAAGACGGCACCCGCAAACCCAAGACCCUUAUCGACCUGGAGGCGAUUGGGUCCCUGGAGACGGCCACCCAGAAGACACUCAGUAUGAGCCCCUCCAUCCUGGAGAGGGAGACCAAUGCCGCCAACCUUUUCCACACACCCGACUCUUGCCUGUCUGUGGAGGAGGUACUGACUGUAGCUAAGCUGGAGGAAAAGACCAGGAAUGGGAACUAUGGGCGACAGCUCUCGGGUCAGUCGGUGGAGGAAGAUGGAGAGGGAGACAAGAUAAGGAGAGUGCUACCACUGCAUUUGGAAACAAUGGGAAGUACACCAUCCACUUCUCAAGCUGUUCCUCUGACACCCUCAGCAGACAGCAAGCCAAUUUUUCAAGGUGUGCCUCUUCAAUCUACCUCACACCUAUCACCCCAGGGUCACUCUCCAACCUUCCACCCCACGCCAAACUUUCCACCAGUCCCUCUAGCUGGUGCUGGCAUAAUCCCAGACACGCCAGAGUCCCCUGACGAUUCUCAGAAGGGGCCGGGCCCCUCCGUGUGGAAACCAUGGGAAGUCUCCAGCCAGUGCAGCAUCAGCAGUGGCAGCGGCAGUAGCAGCAGCAACAACAACGGUAGCGUAUUGGUGUCCAGUGCUGAGUUGGCUGUCCCAGAGUGUUGCACGAUGGGAGCGCCCCACCCUAAGGACAGCGUCCGUGAUCUAGGCCAGGACUUGGCUGACAAAGUGUCCCUCCAAGCCAAAAAUGUGGUCAGCCCAACCCCCAAAGAGAUUCCUCGCACCACUACCAUCCUUUGCAGCUACAACAACACUGCCAAAUUCUCUGAUGCUCCUGCGAUGGCAUCGACAGAAACUGCCAUAACUCGAGAUGCUGCCUCGAUGACCCCAUUGGACACACUGCCGCCUGCAAACACAGUCAAAGCCAUGGAUGUGGCACCAGUGUUUGGCCACUCAAAGCCUUGCAGUUUCAAGAUGAAGGAACCCCAGAGGACAGCUCCAGUUCCGGACAAGGUACCUGCCUGGCUGGAGCUGCAGAAUUUUGUUGAGAAAGAUCCCAUAAUGAUGGGUCACUCUGCUAAGAGGAGCGGUCAAGAGAAGGCUGCAAAGCCGCCAGACAUGGCUUUGCCCAACGUGCUACCUUUGAGCCCUUGUGGCCAACCCACUCAGGGCAUCUUUUUGGGCGAGCACCAUCAAGGGUCAGUAACCGAGAAGAACGCAGAUGGGAAAACAUACCCAGCAGGUCAGCUGAGGAGGGAUGUAACGGCUUGCAAAGCCAGUAGUGAAAAGAAACACCAUAAACACCAUAAGAAAGCAGGUACUAAGCCAUCCCUUAACCCAACCAAGAAAGACCGACCUUCGGAAAAAAGCCGUGCCUCACAUGACAUGAAGACAGAGCGCCCAAAACCCACCAAGAAGAAAGAGAAAUCCAAAAAGACCAAAUCCAAGAUAAACGUAGGGGAGUCCAAGAAGAAGAAAACAUACUCUGUCAGAGAAAGUGCUUCGCUUGCCAAAAGCAUUCUGCAAAGUGAGCCGUCCCUUCCUAGUGAAAUAGAGGAAUUGCUUGCACGGGCAUGCCCUAAGCAAGGUGGUAUCCAAUUUGAUUUUGAGGAAGAUACUUCAACCGAAGAGCCUUGGGCCAAACCAGGACUGUCCCCCAUCAUAUUGUCCAAUGAUGCCCUGAAACAGGCCGUGAAAGACGGCCUGACUGAGCGCGUGCGGGAGGCCCUGUGGCUGAAUGGCACCCACGACCUGGAGCAGCAGGACCCAGCCUGCGGCACCACACUACUCAUGCAAGCGUGCAUGUACCGACAUGAUGAGAUUGCGAAGCUUUUGAUUGCCAAUGGCGCCCUGGUCAACAUCGUGCAGACCAAAACCGGAUUGACCCCUCUGAUGUACGCUGCAGAUUUGGGGUUCUACAACACAGUCGCCAUCCUCUUGGAGGCUGGUGCCCAUGUCAAUCUACAGCAGGCUACAACAGGAGAGACUGCCUUGAUGAAGGCUUGCAAAAAAGGUCAUGCCCAGAUUAUCAACCUGUUGUUAAUUUUUGGAGCCAACUGGGCCGUUACCACCCCCUCUGCCAACACGGCCUUGGAAUUUGCCAUCCUGUAUAAGCAUCCUGACAUCUACGACAUCGUAAGCAAUCACAUUAACAGGGUGGUCAUGCAGUUUGAGAGUACUAUCAACCAGUACCUGUGUGGCACAGCCAAGCUCACAAAGCCAGUGUUUCCCUUGCAGUGCUUCCGAAUCCGCGAGAGUACUGAGCACCAUAUCUACCUCAAUCACGACUUCAGACAGUACUCUCACAACCAAGGUUGUGGGAAUGUGUUGUUCAUCGGCCAUGCACAUCUGGGCUUGAAUGGGCUGAUGUGCAGACUGACCGGCCACAGCUUUGUGUACAAGGUGACACUGAAUGGGCAAGACCUUCCCCAAUUGUCUCAGGGUUCAAAUUUUCUACUUUCGUUUCUACCGAAGAAUGGCCGCAAUUUGAUAACAGUUAAGACCAUCUGUGACCCCUACACAAAGAUGCUGCUCCUAGUUGGUGCUUACUCGCUGCAAAUAACGUCAGACGGACCUCAAAUAGGCUUUUAAAUGGGCACACUUUCUGGAUGAAGGGACGACUAGCAGUAGUGUAGUUUUGGGCCCACCACUCCAGAAGUGUGUUGUCAUGUUGCAAAUUCUCCAUCACAUGUCUAACAUUUUUAACAUUUGUCUGCACUAAAGUGUUGGCUUUCUGUCCAAUUUAUUUUUGGCUGAGGUAAGAGAAUCGUUGCAAUUAAGUUAACGUGCUGAGAGUGUGUACAUCUGAGGUCAGACUGAUUUUGGUGAAUCAAAUGAAAGUAGUACAGAUUCGUCAAUUUUGCAUUGACAGUAGCAGCCUUAUUAAAAGUUGAACACUGAUGUAGGUGACGAAAGGGUUUCUGUUGUGGUAUUAUAGACCUGUCACAGAUGGUCUGUUAGUAGCCUGGAAUAAACCGCUGAACAUUUUAGCACACAGUUGUUUGUGCCGGCAUUCCCCCACAGCGGAUUUCAUACACUCCCAGUCUUUCCACAGAAGGUCCCAUGGGGAGUCUGAAGUCUCUCAAGUACAGAUUUCUUUAGGCAUGGCUGCAUGGGGAGUUGUUUUAGAAAAGUAGGCUAGACAGCUGUCACAAUUGCAGUUGGGUCCAGCAAGUAUGAGGACAUGUCACAGGGUAAGGUAGAACUUUAAUGUAUGUCUGAGAAACUAGAUUUCAUGGUCUGAGUGUUAAGUCUGGAGAUGUGUUGGAACACAAACUGUUGGACCAGUGUCCAGGCACAUGUACACGUACCAUUUUCAUUAGGUGCUGGGCUUGGUCCCACAGUUUUCUCCAUGUAUCUUACACACAAGUUACUAUGUCGGGUACCAUGCUCAGCCUUAACAUUCCUACUUGUGAAAGUACUCAGUCGACAUUGCAACAUCAAGAAAUUCUUCCUGUACCAUCCUAAAAUGCGUAUUUUAGUGUACUUGGUAAGUCAGAAACAAGGACUCAACUGAUGGGAAACAGAAGGUACGAGCAGAGAGCUAGCACAAGAUGGAAUGUUGUGUUCCCUUUAGAGUGUUCAUGCCAGGCUAUAUGUAGGUUUAUCAAGGCUAGCAUUCAAUCUCAAACCUGUGGUGUUUCCAGCUCCCAGUGUAGUUGUUGUGGCUAGCACAGUAACUAGUUAUGUUCCUCUGUAGCAUGUACUUUUUCCAACUCCUUAGGGAUAAUACACAAUAAUUAGCUAUUUAUUUGUACAUUUUUAAAUUACCGAUCAUAGAUCUCUUGUAAAAUUGUAAUUGUAAAUAGAAGGACACUUCAGUUUGAUUACUUGGUCUGUUCUAUUUAUUUUGUGUGUGAAGGUACUUGCUUGAGUUGUUUUUCUGAGUUUUCUUACAGUUUUUAACUAAUUCCAAUGAAUGAUGAAAAUGUCUGAUCUACAUGUGUUUGCAUGUACUGCUGAUACAUGUAAGCAAAAAAAAUAUCCAGUUUCGUCAUUACAUAUCCUAUAAGGAGGAACAAAUAUACGGAGCAUUACUUUUAUGUGACAUAAGCUGCAUUGGACAGUUUGCCCUAGUACGGUACGUAUUGUAUCUGUAGUUUUCACAACCACAGAGAUCUCUUUUACGCUUACAUUUUUCAUAGAAAAGUACUCCUGUAAUAUUUUAUAAUUGCCCAAAAGCCAGGUGCUAUAUCUUGUAUACGAUGCAGAUUGCAACUAUAUGAAGCCAUUUUUACGUGCACGUACAUAUGAACUGUGGAUCUGCACACUUUUUGGGUGGAAUUGGGACCAAAUGACAGACGAGCAUACCUAUGCAAAGAAAUGAAGACACCUUGUUAUUCGACAAAAGUGGGGUCCAAUGCAAAAGAAAUUGUAAUUCACACAGUGCCAGGGUUUUGAUCAAGUUAAACACAGUUCAUAUCCCAAGUCAGGGCAGCACUGGCAUAUCCAUGUAGUAAGUUUGACAGGACUGGAUUCAGAGAAAACUUCAGUUGAAAGUAUGAAAUUUAACAAAAGUGUAAAACUGCCAUUUGAGACUGUGUUUGAAAAUACAGGUUUCAAGGAAAUCAAUAAAUGAUAUAAUUUUGUAUUUCAAAAAAAGCUGCCAGAUACAAGACAUAACAUCAACAUCUGGACCUAGUUAUGGUACGCACUGACUUUGAAUUAUAUUUUUACUUGACUACUUUGCAUUAGCAAAAUACAUGUACAGUGUAGUCUGAUUUUUCUGCAAAAGGUCGACUACAGCAUGACAAUCUCACACAGGUUAUGGCUGAGGAUGUGGCUAGUUUUAUUGCUGCCAUUAAACUACAUGUACAGGUAUAUUGCAUAGCCCUAUCCACUUUGAUGAUCCAUUGUAGCAGUAACUACACUCUUAUAAAUUGCCAUAUCGACCUCUCUUUUUCCACCUCUCAAGCAUCAUUUUUUGCCAACCUUGGUUGGCAAAACUAUUGCAGGCCAUAAGUACAAAACCGAAGGAGCAAAUCUCAUGCAAAUAUUAAGACACUAAAUUGUAAAUAAUUCAAUUGAAUACUAAAUGAUCCUCCAAGUUUAACACAGAUGACGGAGUGUGCAUAUUGAGACAGAAAUUGUUGCCAACAAGACUGAAAAUCUGAAAAGUUUAGCCACCAAAACAAAAUAGAAGCAAAAGAAAAGUCUGUGUGGACGGUUGCCCUAUGAGGAAGUUGAAGGCUGGUACCCAUAACAUCGUCAGCUAAAUAUGUAAUGAUCUCUGCUUACAUCCUCUGGAAAUAGGUCUAAGGUGGCAAAUAGUACAGUAACUCAACAAAGGGCCUACAUAUACAUAUCUGUGACGUAUUAAACACAGAAUAUUAUCGUCAGUCUGUGACCGUCCGUCCUCAACAUCACGUUGUGUUUUAUGUAACAACUUGCUGCAUUUCGACAUACUUUUGUACAUUUUUAAACAACCAUGCUGCACCCCAUACUGCAGGUUUCAUUAAAUUUCUGAGCAAUUUUUGUUUCUGCUUUUAUACUUUUUUGAAGUUGCUCAACCAUGCUUCGAUAAAACAGGGUGCUUCAUAAUGAAUAUUUUUAAGAGCUUUUCAAGAAUUGGUAGAAAGAGGCCCACUAACAUGCACUCGAAAGUAAAGAGUAGGUAAUGUCAUAAAUCUGACAUCCAUGGUCCUGAUAUUCUUCGGUUGUGUGAAUACUACAAACUAACAAAAUUCCCCCGGUCAACUAAAUUUGUAAUCUUUGCCCAGGAAGAACUGAUUUUUGUGUGUGCAAUUGCUUAAGAAUCCAGCUUAAUUCAGUAUCAGCAUUUUAAUCGGAGAAAGGGCCCAGUGCAAAGCUCUGUUUGCAGUUUGCUCAAGAUUACAUUCACUAGAGCUUUAAAGUUUGAUUCUGACAAUUACAUACAGUGUACGCUCGGAGCUGGAGAGUUCACAGCCUUUGAUCAAUCUCCCCUUGAGACAUUGGAAAGUCAAACAAGUUGUGUUCUUUUUGGGGGUGUCUUUAGAAUAUGUGUUGUUACGUCUCCAUUGUCAAAGCUGAAAUUUCACACCAAAGACAUGAUUCUUCAAACUAUUUUUCAGUACAUUUCCGAGAAAAUUCAUACUUGCCUACUCUUAGUUUUGAGCCCAAAUUAGUACAAAAUCAAACAGUUACAGGAAUAGUUCUUGACGCGUGCAGAAACCUUAAAGUUCUUUGGAAAUCUCCUAAUGACUUAUGAUUACAUAAAAUGCUGCAGUUUUGUGAUCUUCAUAUAAAGCAGAGUACUGUAACUGUGAUAUACAUUUUUGUAAUGUGUGUAGCCCGCAGUAAAGUAAUAUAUAACAAACUGUUCCAAGUCAAUGCAAGUAGAGAAUUUUAUAGUGUUGUAUGUGUACUUGCACUUGAAGAUAAGAUGCAUGCCAACAUAAUCCCAUAUUUAAUGAACUUAAUCCUAAACCUCAAUCCUCCAAAUCCUUCGGGCAGUUUUGGAAGAUUUUUGAGGUUUCAGGGUGAAUGGCAAAAGUAUAU